Molecule: messenger RNA, 1819 nt
Organism: Amorphotheca resinae ATCC 22711
Lineage: Eukaryota; Fungi; Ascomycota; Leotiomycetes; Helotiales; Amorphothecaceae
Exons: 2
Coding region: 92-1594 (500 amino acids)
Cellular component (GO): SAS acetyltransferase complex
Molecular function (GO): histone acetyltransferase activity
Source: RefSeq, a predicted model, not a curated record
GUUUGCAAAACAUUGAUGCUACGCCAUCGAUGAAAGCAGUGAAAGCAUCAAAUCAAUCGCAGAAACAUGCGCUACGAGCCCAUCAGCGGCAAUGGCAUCCAUUUCUCUCCGCUCUUCUCGAAGAAAUGAAGGGCUCGCGACCAGAUCCUCCACGAGGAAGAAUGUCGCGGUGCGCCCCGGGAGCGGCAACAACCACAGCAAUGCCUACACGACGCAGCACCUGUCGAAUAUAGGCCGGAAGAAGCGACUGCGAGAUUCUACAGACGGCGAGGAGCAUUCGAUCCGGGCCAAAAGGGCCAAGAUCGCGGUUGAGAUACUCCCACGGCCGAAGGCUCAGCCAAAAACACGGUCGCUCGUCGUCAGAUCAAACGCGAGCUCGGAUGAUGCCCCCCAGCCUGCUGCACCGCUACCCCAAACCACGACUGCACCACAGACCGAGCCAGUUCCACCACCGCGGAAGCCAACCAAACACCACGAUAAGGUCGUCAAUGGCAUCAAGCACGAGCUCGAUCGCUUACAAGCAAAUGCAGCAGACCUCAAGGAUGAGAAACGGAAAUUGCGCUCGCAGGAAGGCGCGCGGUUCAAGAGUGAACUGUCGGCUUACUUUCCUGAGUACGACGAGGUAAUCGGGAAUGAGCCUAAGGAGGAACAUUUGCUGAACUACGAGACACCCAUAAUCCUCGUUGAUAAUGGCACCAAGACGAAACCACUACAUCCCGCCGCGCGCAAGACGAACGGUCAAACACACGAAUAUCCCCUCAAAGAGUUCCCAGACUCCCUUUUUGACGACCUAAACGAUGCGCAAAGAGUGGAUUUCUCGUUCCUGGACCCUCAUCCUAACGAAGGGGAGGCAGAGGAUCCUCUCUCGGAUGCUUACUUUGAACGAAUACAUCGGAAGCCAGUGCGGCAGGAGAAGACCAUCCGGAAUACCGACAGAGGCCGUGCUCAACAUGAGCGAAAUCAAGUGAUAAGAUUACUGGAGGGUCUACAAGGCCACGACUGGCUGAAGUUAAUGGGAGUGAGUGGCGUAACGGACAGUAAGAGGAAAGAUUUCGAGCCAGCACGCGCGUACUUUAUCAAAGGUUGCGAGGUAAUUCUUGAGAAGUUCCGCGCAUGGAGAGAGCAGGAAAAGCGCCAGAAACUUGAGAAGGAACAGGCAAUGGUAGAAGCGGAGGCUGAAGAAGUAGAAGAAGAAGAAGUGGGAACGGAGGAGGCGGCAGAGUAUUUCAGCGACGGCGAUCCUCCAGACUACAGCGAUGUGGAUGCUUCAGCAGCUAGACAGCUUCAUGAAGAAGCCAUAGCUCGGUCAGCUGCACAUCUCGCCUCGAGACAGGAAAGACGAACGAAGGUUGAGCCGACUCGGCCAGCCCACAAGCUGGAAAAGGACUUCACAUCCUUUUUUGCGAAACCGUAUCUGAGGGAAGCAGCCCUUGGCAAGCAUCGGCGGAGCGGGAGGAGUGUUGCGGCCUGGGGCCAUCCUAUCCCUGAGGUUCCGCAGAGUGAUUUCAACCUACCAGAAGAGUUCAGAGACGAGGAGACGUUGAAGACGCAUGCAAGGCGAAAGAGGAGAGACAGAAGGGUUGAUAAAGAUUAACAUUUGAAAAUAUGGGUGGGUCGAAAAUUCAAAGCCGAAUCGAAAGUGCUUCAUUUGGCUGGGCUUGGGUUCGGUUGUAUCAUUGGAGCUUCUGGUAUUGGCAGAGCAAUUCGAGCGAAGGCGUUCGGGUAUGGGGUCAAUUCUUCCCUGGAUUGUGUACAAUUAUGUAUGAUAGAAUCACAGCCUCUCUGAAGUGGGUUGAUAUUGUAACAGCGAAAGGAACAC